AUGGAUUCCAACGGCUCCUAUACCCGCUCCUUCGACGAAUCCUUGAUUCGCGAAUUACCCCAGCUUCAGUCUCUCCGCAUUGCUCCCCUCCGUCAGCCGGUGUCUCGCCUCUUGGCUGUGCCCUCCCCGCUCGAACCCAAUGCCAGUCACGUCCGGGAACCCUCCAGUAGCAACAAUCCCGGCAUCCUCCCUGCCCGCAAUGACUCGGCCCAAUCUGGAGCCUCCGAAGGGGCGGCUGCUCCCCGACCGAAGAAGUCGGAUGCCCCUGCGGACUCCCUCCCCAGCCUGGAGGCGCCUCCCCGGCCAAUUCUCCCAGCUUUUGUCAAUCUCCGUGCUCUAGAACGAUACCCUUACUCCUCGUUUGAUGACGACACCCUUCACUUCCGCAAGCGCAGGCGUUUGGGCGGUCAGGCGGACACGUUUAGUGAACACCUGCAGUUGCCUAUUCCUCAGGCACAAAAGGAGCAGCGUCCGCCGCCCUUCGGCCCUUUUGCUAUCCUCAAUGGUCUCAACGAGCCACCUCCCAAUGCGGCCUUGCUUCCUCCAAUUGAACCCGGCUCGAUCACACAGCUACUGACCAAACCGUCUCGAGGCAGCGAGGCUGUGGAGCCGGGCUUACUCACUGCUAAUGCUGCAGAUAGCCAGAUUGCGGAGCGACGAGAAGGUCGCAUCGAGGAGAUCCUUGAUUCUCCGGUCGACAAAGCGGCGGACGGCGAUAUCGCCAGUGGACUGCUGGACGAUGUCGCUGCAGCGGAACGGACACGAACCGAAAAGACAGACACUGAGACUGACAAUAAAGACGCCUCCGCGGAGGACAAUACCGAGCCGCUGUCGCCUAAAACGCGGGGCCGGUCCCGCAAGAACCUUCGUAAGUGGACCGAGGAAGAGACGACUGCUCUGCUGCGAGGGGUGGUCAAGUGCGGCAUCGGCAACUGGACAGCGAUUCUGGCCCAGCCGGAGUUGAAAUUCAACAAGCGUAGCGCAUCCAAUCUGAAAGAUAGGUUUCGUGUGUGUUGCCCCUGGGCAUAUCGGGCCGCGGAUCCCAAUGAAGCCACCAAACAGCUGCAUGACACGCUCGCGAACGCUCUCUCGCGUGCCGAAACCGAAGGGACCGACGGACAAGCGGGGAAGAUCCAUCUCCCACACCCGCGGGGGGCUAAUACGGAGGCCAGUGGCGCUGCGGCGAAUGAGGCCAGCAGCUCAAAAGAUGCUGACUCGAAAGGCAGCAAGGCCAAGAGCAGCACCUUGUCUAAGACUACCCCUACGCUCUCUAGUAGAUCCAAAUCCACGCUGGCGUCCCUGGGCAUCCCGGAGCCGCACUUUACGAUGAAGUCGCGGCGUCGCUCACGCCGCCCGUUUACCGUGGUCGAGGACGAAGCGCUGCUGAAAGGCUACGCCGUGCAUGGCUUCCAGUGGACUCUGAUCCAGCAGGACAAGCGAUUGAAUCUGAGUCAUCGCCGGGCCACGGACCUGCGAGACCGAUUUCGGACCAAGUUCCCGCACGCCUACCGGGACGGAGGGUCCGUGAGCGGACGAUUGCCAGGGGGGAAUCCUGACCCUGGAAAGCAGCAUGCUGCACGGGGAUCUGCUCGCGGGCAGGCGGAGAGCGGCAAUGCGCGCGGGCCAAUUGAUCCAGCGCUGUCGCCUCCAGCCCCGCCGCAGGGACUCCACGAGAGCACGAGCAGUGCGGGGGUAUUUUCGUUUGCGAUGGACGAGAAUUCGGGGGUGGAUGCGACGUGGGCAGAUAAUACGUUGGCGCCGAUGUGGGAUGAGCUUGCAUAG
This is a messenger RNA of Aspergillus tubingensis, 1782 nucleotides long. RefSeq names its product telomere repeat binding factor family protein. Bases 1 to 1782 code for a protein of 593 amino acids. NCBI's taxonomy places the organism in Eukaryota, Fungi, Ascomycota, Eurotiomycetes, Eurotiales, Aspergillaceae. The transcript has 3 exons. The record is from RefSeq and is a predicted model, not a curated record.